AUGAAGACAAAAGAAAAAUCAAAAAAUAGGACUUAAUUUCAAUGCUAUACUAAGGAUUACUCUAUUGUUUUAUUCUUUUUGUUUUAAAUACUCAUUAGCAUAUUAGUAGUUGUCUAUGAUGCUAAAAAUGAACUGAUAUCAGUUGUCAUCUGUUCGAUUCAUGGAUUUUUUGCGCUUUAGCAAUUAAUAUUGCCGAAAGACAAGGCAAUCAUUUAUAAAUAAAUCUGUAUGCUUCUGAGUAAAUUGGCUAGCCUAAUAUUGAUAGUUAUUGUCGGAUCUGAAUUGGCAAUUUUAAUAAUAGCAUUAUUCGAGCGUUUAGAUUUAAUAUCAUCUAAGAAUAAUACAUUUAAAUAAUUUGAUCAGAUUCUGUUUAGAUUAAUUACUCUCAUCAUAAUGAUAUUUGAUUUCAAUUUGCUUUUAACAAUAACACUUGCAUACACAAUAUUGAUUGAAAUAAAUAAACUUAUAUUAGAAAGAUCUAUUGAAAAUAAAUAAAUAUAAUACAACAUUACCAGUAGUUAUCAUAACACAUCAAGGACCACAGAUUAAGAAUGGAAUUAUCGUUUGAAUUAAAUUCCACAAUGUUUUAUUGUAAUAAAUCUGCCAAGUCUAAAGGUUUCUUAUAAAAAUAAUUAUCUUUAAACUUAUUUCAAACCGUGUUAUGAAAAUGAUGAGGAGCUAGAUGAAUUGAUCUUACACAAAUUACAAUUCAGCAUUGUACAGGAUAAGAUAGAUACAAUACAGUAGUUACAUGCAAAGCCAAAAGUCAACCUGAGAUAAGCAAAGAAAUAACAAAUGUGGAACUAUAAGAGCGAUUCAAUUUCACUUCAACAAUCACCUUAAUACAGAUAGGAGUAGUCUAGAUACUCUUUGGAAUUCCAAACUACAUCUUAAUUAUCAAUCUUUGAAAUCUUGACCAACAGAACAUCUGAUGAGUAGAGUAAUGAUGGUCACAUUGAGAUCUUUUCGGAUCAAAGUUGGUAGUCAAUUGCUAUAAACUAUAACUAUUCUUUUUCAAGAUAAAAACUGCAAUUAUCCGGUUAAAUCAUUUUUUCUGAAUAAGAAGGAGAAGUAUUGCUGACUCUUAUUGAUGUUUCUAAGCAAAACUAAUUACAAGAAUUGAUUUCUAAUUCUGAGUUUAAAUCAAAGAUCAUUGAGUCUUUCUCUCAUGAAUUAAGAACGCCUUUGAAUAGUGCUCUCAAUUUUCUGGUUUCUUGCCAAUAUGACAAGGAAGUGGAAGAGUUCAUUAAGGAAGAUUAUUUAUAACCAGCAAUCAACUCCUUAAAAUUGCAAUCAUAUGUUAUUAGUGACAUAAUAGAUUUAUCAUAAAUUUCAUCAAAUAAUUUUAUAGUAUCCGCAAGAGAAUUUUCCAUAAGUGAAAUACUAAAUGAGAUUAUUUAAUUGUUUAAAACCUAAUUUGAAAUGAAGAGAGUGGAAUUAAAGAUUAAUUUACUAGAUUGCACAAUUUCCAAAUUUACAUCUGAUUAUGUAAGACUUACUUAAAUCAUUAUUAAUCUAUUAUGCAAUUCUCUAAAGUUUUCAUCUGACGGCAUUGUGACAUUACAAAUAACAUCUGUUUAGAAUCAACAUCUAAAAAUCAGUGUUUCAGAUUAAGGAAUGGGAAUAGAGAGUGACAACCUUAAUGAAUUGAAAUCCCUUCUUUAAAAUAUUGAACAUUACAAAGAUAUUUAAUUAAAUAAAACUUGGUAAGGUUUUGGUUUGUUGAUUUCUGCCAUUCUGGUUAAUAAAUUAGCACCAAAAGAGAAUAAAUACUUAUAGAUUGACUCAUCUGGCAGUCAAUAAGGAACAAAUGUGUGGUUUUACGUUGAAAAUUAACUCAGUAUUGAAAUCCCAAAAUAGAACACUUUGCGAUAUAGUGUUCCCAGAUUUUAAAGUUCUCAUGAUGAAUAACUAUUUAACUUAGAUGUAAAUUGUGCCAUAUUUUAAGCGACAGAUUUUAGUAACGUCGCUUUUUCGAAGUAAUUUAACUUCAAUGGGAAAGGAAGGGAAUCUUAAAAAAAUGACUUUAAUUAUACUGAUAGUUAAUCAUUUGAGUCCUUACAAUUUAAAUAUGUAUAACUUUCACCGCUCUCACCUUCAUUGAUUACUGAUAAAUUGUUUAUGCCAUAAAAAAACGAGACCGAUCAUAAAAGUAAUCUUCAAAUAGUAAAUCUAAAAAUGAUGAUAGAAGCACGUGUUAAGGAAGAUCAAGAGUUCUUGAAUACAUUUUAGAAAAAGAAGAAAUGUACCUGUUAAAACCUGUUAUCCGUUGAUGAUGAAAUUUUUAAUUAGAAAUCGAUUCAAAUUUUAUUAGCCAAAUUAGGAUUUGAUGUAAUAUUAGUAUAAUAAUAUAAAAUAUCAAUCAAGGCAUUUAAUGGAGCGGAGGCCAUUAGAGUCAUUGAGGAAUCGGUUCCUUGUGGUCCCUAAUGUUAAUUGUUCACCCUGAUAUUGAUGGACUAUUAGAUGCCGAUAAUGGAUGGAUGUACUGCGACUAUAAAGUUAAUAGAAAUGAUGAAUUAAAAUAUAAUCCCUAAAAUUCACAUAAUAGGAUUAACGGCCUUUACUAAUGCUACUGAUGUUUCUAAUUGCAUUAGAGCAGGUAUGAGUGAUGUAUUACAAAAACCUUUAAAUUUGAAGGAUUUGAAAGAAAUUUUGAUUCUGGUUUGA
Messenger RNA from Paramecium tetraurelia, 2667 nucleotides. RefSeq lists its product as uncharacterized. Gene Ontology annotation, molecular function: phosphorelay sensor kinase activity. The transcript is spliced from 2 exons. Gene Ontology annotation, biological process: phosphorelay signal transduction system. The record is from RefSeq and is a predicted model, not a curated record. Lineage: Eukaryota; Ciliophora; Oligohymenophorea; Peniculida; Parameciidae.